Molecule: messenger RNA, 4313 nt
Organism: Diorhabda sublineata
Lineage: Eukaryota; Metazoa; Arthropoda; Insecta; Coleoptera; Chrysomelidae
Exons: 13
Coding region: 121-2424 (767 amino acids)
Molecular function (GO): oxidoreductase activity, acting on the CH-OH group of donors, NAD or NADP as acceptor
Source: RefSeq, a predicted model, not a curated record
AAUGAGACUCCGUGUCAAACCGAUUAAUCGAAGCGGUUACGAAUACAAGACAUCCGCCAUUACGCUUGUAAAAUACAGGCAGGUCAUCUUGAAUUUCUUAACCUUUUGUUGAAAUUUCGAAUGGAUCAACAAAGCAUGACUUUACUACACUCUUCUGGUCCAAUCCAACCGCCUUCAUCAAACGCCCCUCCCCAUCCCAGGCGGCUGAAUCGUAAAGGACAUGGACCAUUACAUGGAAAUUUACAAACUGAACGUUUGUCCCUGAGCGAGGAAGCAAAAUUGCUAUAUUCGCAAGAAAUGUCAUCCAUGCCUAGUAAAACUCCAGUCAGUGUCCUCCAAGAAUUAUUGAGUCGUAGAGGAAUCACUCCAAAGUAUGAAUUGGUGCAAAUAGAAGGUGCUAUUCACGAACCUAUAUUCCGUUACCGUGUAUUUCUCAACAACGAUCUUGUUGCUACCGGUACCGGAAGAUCUAAGAAAGAUGCCAAACACGCUGCUGCAAAGAAUUUGUUAGAUCUCUUGGUUGGAAAAGUCACCCCUGAACAGGCUAAUCAAACAAAUGGAACGCCUGGAGCUGUUGAUAUCACCAACCAAGUGGUAUCACCUUUCGAUGAUAAAGUGAUGGGGAACCCCAUCGGCUGGCUCCAGGAGAUGUGCAUGUCCCGCCGUUGGCCACCACCAUCGUACGAAAUGGAACACGAAGAGGGACUGCCUCACGAAAGACAAUUUACCAUCGCCUGUCAGGUUCUGAAAUUCCGAGAAGUUGGUACUGGCAAGUCCAAGAAACUAGCGAAGAGAAUGGCAGCUCACAAAAUGUGGCAAGCUUUACAAGAUUUGCCACUUGAUGGUAACAAUUUACCUAGUGUAUUUGGAAGCUGUGAAGAUUUUGUUAAUAAACUCGGAAGUGUUCAGAAUCGUUACUCAGGUUUGAAAGAUACUAAAAUUACCAAAUUGAGUAAUCAACAAUCACUCAAAGUGGCCCAUUUCCAUAAAACUUUGAAAAAUGCUGUUGGACAAAAAUUGGCUGAAUUGCAGACUGUUGCUAUCAGCUCCAAGGAUUUCAACUUUGUUCAAUUCCUACAAGAAAUCGCCGCCGAACAAUCAUUUGAAGUAACUUACGUUGAUAUUGAAGAAAAAUCUUUGGCAGGUUGUCACCAAUGCUUGGUGCAAAUUUCAACUCUCCCUGUAGCUGUCUGUUAUGGUACCGGUAAAACUCCGAAAGAGGCAAAAGCUUCAGCAGCUCACCAUGCACUUGAAUACUUGAAAAUCAUGACCAAGAAGCAAAAUUCACUAUAUUUUCCAAUGGUUCUCAUAAAAAUUUUUGGUACACUUUUCAAAUGGACCAUGGGAGUAAAGCAUUUAUCAUCUUCAUCAAAACAAUAUAAUUCCAAUUCUACUGGCAUGAAAGUUACAAUCGUAGGAGGAGCAGGAAACAUUGGCCAGCCCCUAUGUUUGCUUUUGAAACAAUCACCGUUACUAGAUGAGCUAUGUAUACAUGAUAUGGUCCCAACAGCAGGAUUAGCAGGUGAACUUAAUCACGUUGAUACAAAUUGCAAAGUUGUGGCAUAUACAGGAAAAGAGUGCUACCAACAAGCUUUACAAAAUUCCAAGUUGGUGGUAGUAUUAGCCUCUGCACCUAAUUCUGAUCAAAAUCCAGAGAAAAUGUGGUCUGCAAAUGCUAAAAUUGUUCAAGAAAUAGUUACAAAUGUCGGCAAAUAUGCAAACAAGGCAUUUUUGGCAAUUGGUACAAAUCCAAUCAACAGUUUAGUACCUAUGGCUUGCGAAAUAUUAAAAAAACACGGUUGCUAUAAUCCUAACACUAUUUUUGGUAUCACCACUUUAGAUACUGUCAGAGCGAAUACAUUUGCUGCCCGGGCUCUUGGUCUUGAGCCUGAAUGCGUACUAGUACCGGUGAUAGGAGGUCAUACAGAGGAAACCGUAGUACCAGUUUUAUCGAAUACUAAACCUACACCAGAGUACACCCCCGAAGAAAUAGAAAAUAUCACAAUGCAUGUAAAGAAAGCAAACGAUCAUCUGAUGAAAAUGAAACCGGGCGAAAAUGGCGCAUUGGCUAGCGCAUUUGCAUGUGCUAGAUUCAUUAUUUCUUUAGUAAAAGCAAUGAAAGGUUAUCCAGAUAUUAUCGAGUGUGCUUAUGUUGCUUCUAAAAUUCACCCUGAUGCAAAAUAUUUGUCAACCCCCCUUCUGUUAGGGACUGGUGGUAUAUCGAAAAACCUCGGUGUACCCAACCUAACGGAAUUUGAAUCUUGUAAUUUGGAUAAUGCAAUUAUGCACUUGAAAAACGACAUUAAACAAGGAGAAUCGUUUGUCGGGGUUAACGAUAACAUCGAAUGUGACCCUUGCAAUAUACAAGUACCUAGAUGUCCCAGAAAUUGGUGUGAAUACAAGAAAGGUCAAAAAAAUAUGUAAUAUAUAAAAAAAGUUUUUUCAUUCUGGUCCAGUAAAUAAAUUAAAAAUUUUCAUCUGCAAUUGAUAUGCUUCAAUUGAAACAAUGAUGAGGACAAGGAAGUAUUCGAUUGAUCGAAACUACUACUAUGUGUGAAGUUUUUGUUGUUAGAAUGCAACAAAAGAGUUAUUUAUUCAACUAAUUAAGAAAAUAAUUAUAUUUCACCCGAUUUGCGUCCUUAUAAAACUGUAAAUUUCACCCGUGGGCUGAAAUAUGUCAGCAAGUGUGUACAAACUAAGUAAAGUGACUUACGUUUGACGGAAAUGGGUGUUGAAUUUGUUAUGUACAGAUAACUGUUACCAUACUCUCACGCACAUAUGCUGUAAGUAUUUUUUCAUACAUGUAUCGUGUGACAUAAGGUUCGUAGGAGAAAUAGCGAAUAAAACUUGAAAGUAACUUCUCGCAUUUGGGUGUUUUUCAUUCAACUAUUAUGUCGUUCACAACAUUACCACCCAUGAAAAAUUUGUCACUUUUUUCUGUUUAUGUAAUAUCUGUCUGUUUACUUUAUAACAAGAUCUGUUAUUUUUCUUCAUCUGAGGGUCUAUGUCAUAAACUUAUCGAUUUUGUCUGUGAGUCUUAUAGUUUUCAUUCGCUGCUGUAUCUUAAUUGUUCUUGAUAGAUCAAUGAGAUGCAUUGUGUGUCUUCAAUUUCACUUCCUUAUCUGAUUGAACAAUGACUUCAUUGUUUUACACUUGUAGUUAUUAUUACACAAUAAAUCAGGUUUCCUAUGGAAUGUCAAAUUUCAAACAAUAUGUAUUUACUGAAAAUUGUAAAGAGUUUCUUUAUUAUUCAAUGUGUAAUUGAUAUUUUUAUUGUAGGUACGUAAAUGGAAAUUUUUAAUGAUAUAAAAUUAGAAGUUCAUAUCAUUUGUUAAUAUUAUUUCGCUAUUAUUUAUUUGAAGCCAUAGAAAAAGUAUAGUGUAUAACUCGUAUGAAAUACUAAUUUCCCACUUGUAUGAUGUACAAAUUUCAUAUUCGUGGGUAAUGACUAUCAUUUCUUUCUUAUUAAACAAUAUACUGUUAUGUACAAUGCAGGGAAAUGAAUUAUUAAAAUAAUAUUAUUUCUCAAUAUACACUUGAUGACAUUCCAUGGCAAUGUAUGUUUAAUGUUUUAUUUCAUACUGUUUACUCAUAUUUAAUUCAAUUUGAGCAAAAAAAUUUUUUAUUUUUUAUGAGUAAACCGCGGUAAGUAAUAUCUGAUACCUAACCCGAAUGUUUAGCGUUAGUGUUUAUGUGGGCAACAUAUUAUAAUUUGCUUCAGCAGACAAAAUUACUUCUUGUUAGUUGGACUAUUCCAGUCUGGUAAAGUUACUUUACCAAACUGGUCAUGAAUCAUUUUCUAAAGUGAAACUGAUAUGGAAUAAAUUACUUUUUUAUCCUUCCUAAAUUGUUAACAAUGCAUUUUGAAACUGUUUUGAGGGACAAAAAUACUAAAAUGGUUAUAGAACAGAAGAAAACUUUAAGAAACCAGAAAACAACUAAUGACAGCAGCAGAAGAGAUAGGCCUACACUUUAAUAAUGACAAAACAAAGUUUAUGGAAUCGAACUAAGAAUUGCCAAAAGUAACAGCUGUGCCUUAGAAGAAUAUUAACAUCGAAAGAUUUGUUCAGAUCUACAAAAGUUUGAAUUUAUAAGACAAUUUUGAAACGCACACUGAUAUAUGCCUGUGUAACCUGGAUAAUGACUAAUAAAACUAAAGAGAAAUUGGUAAUCUGGGAGAGAAAAAUACUAAGAAGAAUUUUGUGAGGAAAGCGGACAGAGUUAGGAUGAGAGAGAGGAUCAAACCAUGAAAGUCACAGUAUUUUGAAAUAUUUUUUUUUAUUUUAAAUUAAUCAAAAUAAAGGUGUAGUAUG